Molecule: messenger RNA, 1199 nt
Organism: Daphnia magna
Lineage: Eukaryota; Metazoa; Arthropoda; Branchiopoda; Diplostraca; Daphniidae
Product: carbonyl reductase [NADPH] 3
Exons: 5
Coding region: 126-1052 (308 amino acids)
Molecular function (GO): carbonyl reductase (NADPH) activity
Source: RefSeq, a predicted model, not a curated record
CUGUUUCAUACGCGCAUUUGAGAAAUCUCUUGCGGACAACUGGCACGCAGAUUAAGGUGCGGUCCAAAUUCAUUAUUUAUAUUUUGGCAAAAGAAUAUUUGCAUAAAAGUUUGUUGAAACGAAAAAUGAUGGAAGCCAACAGCGGAUCUCGAGUGGCUGUGGUGACUGGAGCCAACAAAGGAAUCGGUUACGCAGCCGUGAUGGAACUGUGUGCCAAAUUUGACGGAACUGUUUACUUGACAUCACGCGACGAAAGUCGGGGACGUAAGGCUGUGGAUGAACUCGAACAAAUGGGUUUACGUCCGGCUUAUCAUCAAUUAGACAUUGAUGACGAAUCGAGCGUCUUGAAAUUUCGUGAUCAUCUCGUGGAAACUCACGGCGGAUUGGAUGUCCUAAUCAACAACGCGGCCAUUAUUUUCCCGAUGACGACACCUGCGGAAUCGUUUGUCGAAUCGAUUCGGAAGACGAUCGAUACUAAUUUUUAUCACACGAUGAGAGCGUGUAAGAUCCUGUUUCCUAUUCUUCGACCGCACGCAAGAGUCGUUCAUUUGACGAGUGACGACGGCCAUUUGCUGAGAAUAUCCGGCCGCGAACCGGAAGCUGCCAUCUUGAGGAGCAAAUUCUCCGCUCCUGAUUUGACCGAACAAGAACUGUGUCAGUUGAUGGAAGAUUUCAUCGAUGCGGCUAAAAAUGGCGAUCGUUUUGAACGAGGAUGGCCAAACAGCGUUGGUGAAAGAGAAGAUACUUGGCCUAACGAAGGCUACAUUGUUUCCAAAGUGGGUAUCAGCGCAUUAACACGAAUUCAUCAGCGCCAAUUCGAUCAAGACUUGCGUGAAGAUCUGACCGUCAAUUGCGUUCACCCCGGUUACGUCAUAACAGAUGCGACCUUCCAGAAAGGAGAGAAAACGAUUCAAGAAGGUGCAGAGGCGGCUUGCUGGCUGGCCAUGCUUCCGCCAUCUUCGCCGGAUAAUGUUGUUCCAAAAGGGGCGUACGUUUGGCACGACAAACAACUCGUAGAUUGGGUCAAUGGACCUACUCCUUCAAUUUAUUAAUGUUCAGUUAAUUGUACGUUACGGCUUUCAUCAUUUCGUUUCCGUGUUUGUCAAAACUUUGUCUUUAACUUUUACAGUUUCAUCUUACCUGAUUGUUCGUCUAGUAAACUUCAUUUCAAAAAUAAAAAUGUUGUUUGUGACGCUUAA